Cylindrotheca closterium is the source of this 756-nucleotide messenger RNA. NCBI's taxonomy places the organism in Eukaryota, Bacillariophyta, Bacillariophyceae, Bacillariales, Bacillariaceae. The record is from the annotation of a GenBank genome assembly.
AUGUCUCCAAAAUGCCCAGACAGACUGCUACCAAAGAUUCAACGGAAGCAUCCUGAUGAAUAUGUUGACGAUGGGAAGAAGCUCAAUCUGAAUCAGAUUGGAGCAACUCUCCCAGCUACUGUUCCAGCUAUAGUUCCUGGAGCUUCUGCAUCCACAAGUGGAGCAUCGAGCGUUGCGGGAAGCGUUAACACACCUUUGCGACUUGCUGGUACUACAGGUAAUCAGAUGAUGCAAUUUCCUUUGGGAAUGCAGCUCAUGCAGAUUCCAACUCAAGUGGAAUGCAACUUCGCCAUCAAGGCUUCAGUGUUGCUCAAGUGCCCCAAGGAUUUGAUGCAACUCAAGCUCGAACUGAAAAAGACUGGCUAUUACGAUACGUCAAAUGUCUUCCACAAUGCUAUCAAGGGAAAGGAUGAGUAUGGCAAUGAUGUCUAUCUUAUUCCAUGUCCUGCUGGUACGACAAAUGUCGAACUUCAAGCCGACUGGCACUAUGCUGGUGAAGAUGAAGAUUUUCCUGAUCUUCCCACUGAGGCAGAUCGAGGUCUGCAGUUUAUUCAAAGCUGCAGAAGAGAAAGAGACCCAUUUGGAUUGUACAAUCAUGUCAUCAUGGACAGUGGUUGUACCAAAACCACCAUUUGUAAUGGUGAGCUCAUGCAUGGACUCUGUCAGGCUGAGAAGGAGCUCGAUUUGCACACCAACGUGGGCAGCAGAGUUCUUGACGAAGAAGGUUUUCCGCCUCCAGUUUAUUACAAUGUAUAA